Girardinichthys multiradiatus is the source of this 992-nucleotide messenger RNA. RefSeq lists its product as uncharacterized. The record is from RefSeq and is a predicted model, not a curated record. The coding region runs from base 146 to 700 and encodes 184 amino acids. The transcript has 6 exons. Lineage: Eukaryota; Metazoa; Chordata; Actinopteri; Cyprinodontiformes; Goodeidae.
CGGGGAGCUUCACAAUCACAAAGCGGAAGAGUUGUGCUCGACCUUAUCAUCCUGUGCAGACUGGUCGCUGUGUGCGGGUAUGGGAAAUCGGGUUUCUGACUGUGAUCUGGUUCAUUUCCGUCGACCCAUCAGUUAAAGAAGCACCAUGGCCUCUGCCGAUAUAGACAUGGACAUCCAUGAGGAAGAUGUUCCAUUGCAAAAAGGAAGGAGACAACUUCCUUCCACGCCGUGUCUGGUCCGAUAUUACCAGGCUUCAGAGAUGCUGCCAGAUGAAAAAGGCCAAAUGCACAACUUGUUGCAGAAACAACCAGCUGUGUUGGGGUCUCUGCAGAUAAUGAGCGGCAUCCUCAGUGUGGGAGUGGGGCUUCUCUUUGCUGCAACACAGGAAAUGGGCCAGUCUCUUUUCACUAUGUUCAGAGUGUCACAGCUGACCGGAGUGCUUUUUGUAAUAGCUGGACUUGUUUCCAACCUGUUGUUCAAAUAUCCAGUGUUACUGACUGUUUCAUUUGCGGUUAACUGUGGCUGCAUUGUUUUUGCCCUUAUCGGAGCGAUCCUGAUAAGCGUCGACCUGUCUCAUUGGAAUAGAGAUAACGAUUUGUCUCUUAGAAUUGAAGUGAUGGGGCUGUGCGUGUUGGGACUCGAGUCUUUCCUCUCUGCAGUCCUUUGCAUCUGGUUCUUCAAAGAGAAAAAUGCUAAAUGAUAAAACUGCUUAAAUGUGUGUAAGUUACCUGUGUAUAGCUUUUUUGUGCAUAGAAAACUGGGGAACUGCUCGCUUUAGAGGAGACAGUGUCACCUUUUAUGCAUGUGUGGCUUUGUCUCCAUUGCUGAAGCAAAAGCCCCUGCAGCGUAGCCCGGGUUGUGGUCUGUGUCUCAUGUUUUGACACGGUUUGCAAAACACAAGAGCUGUGGUAACCAAAUGUCAGUUCCCCUCAUAUGAAGGCAAAAACCACACCUCAUCGUCCUCAAACUCUGCAUCUCUUUGGGUAACGGUA